AUGAUAAAGGAAUUCAACACCCAAACAGAGGUUAGUGUGGGAUUGGAAGCCCUAUGGGCUGCUCUCACUAAGGAUUUGAAAAUCAUAGUUCCAAAGGUUCUUCCAAAUGUUGUGAAAGAUGUUCAAGUGAUUGAAGGUGAUGGAGGGGUUGGUACAAUCCUCAUCUUCAAUUUUUUGCCUGAUGUGAGCCCAGUAAGUUACCAGAGGGAAAAGAUCACAGAGUUUGAUGAGAUUUCACAUGAAAUUGGGCUGCAAGUGAUUGAAGGAGGCUAUCUGAAUCAAGGAUUGUCAUACUACAAGACAACUUUUCAACUAUCUGGAUUAGGAGAACACAAGACUUUGGUCAACGUUAAGAUCUCUUAUGACCAUGAAUCCGACAUAGAAGAAAGGGUCAAACCUACGAAGACAUCUGAGUCCACUUUAUUCUAUCUUAGGUGCCUAGAAAAAUAUCUGUUGAAUGGUGCCUGA
This is a messenger RNA of Abrus precatorius (Indian licorice), 468 nucleotides long. RefSeq names its product phytohormone-binding protein-like. Gene Ontology annotation, biological process: defense response; abscisic acid-activated signaling pathway. NCBI's taxonomy places the organism in Eukaryota, Viridiplantae, Streptophyta, Magnoliopsida, Fabales, Fabaceae. Bases 1 to 468 code for a protein of 155 amino acids. The record is from RefSeq and is a predicted model, not a curated record. The transcript has 2 exons. Gene Ontology annotation, molecular function: signaling receptor activity; protein phosphatase inhibitor activity; abscisic acid binding. Gene Ontology annotation, cellular component: cytoplasm; nucleus.